Molecule: messenger RNA, 3980 nt
Organism: Sarcophilus harrisii (Tasmanian devil)
Lineage: Eukaryota; Metazoa; Chordata; Mammalia; Dasyuromorphia; Dasyuridae
Gene: SEC16B
Product: SEC16 homolog B, endoplasmic reticulum export factor
Exons: 26
Coding region: 176-3313 (1045 amino acids)
Biological process (GO): Golgi organization; COPII vesicle coat assembly; autophagy
Cellular component (GO): ER to Golgi transport vesicle membrane; endoplasmic reticulum exit site
Source: RefSeq, a predicted model, not a curated record
UAGCAGAGGCUGUGAGCAUGGGGUGUAGCAGCUGCAGAGACAGCAGGCAUGGGAACAGCAGCAGCAGCAAUGGCAGCAACAGCUGCAUCUUCUCUUUAGGUGCAGAGGAUGAAGAUAAAGUAACUGCAACACCGAUUGAAUCAAAAUUCAAGAGAAAUUCUGAGAAUAGCCAGGGAUGAAACCCUGGGUUCCUAUUCCUCAGCCCCAGCCUCAACCCCAGCCCCAGCCCCAAGGAAGACCUGUAGCACAGCCUAAGGGGUUUCAGAAAGGUGGCUAUCACAAGCCCAUAAACCCUCAUUCUCAGCAAAGUGAUGAGAAGUUCUACCAGUGGUCAGACCUUCGAGGGGGCCCUCCACCAUGGCCAAAUCAAUGGGUAGACUACCAGCGGCCAAGCCAUCCAUAUAGACCAAGCGACCAGAAUAGGUCUCAUUCUGGGACUGAGUAUUAUGAAGGUGGUUAUCCCAGUCAGCUAUAUCCCAGGUCAGUAUAUGAGAAUCCAUAUCAGGACCACCCUCCUAAAAGCACAAGGGAAGAAUAUCCCUAUGGAAGUUAUUAUCAUGGACCUUCACAACUGCUGAAAGAAGACCGAGUUCCAAGGCAGGGGAGUCCCCACACUAGACCUGGAGAUCAUAGAGAUCAAAACCCCUACAGUGACUACCAUGAGGAAAGACAGAGCAGCCCGUUUGGAACAAAUGGUGAAAUGCAGUUUUGGUCUAAAAACUAUGAUAAAUACAAGGAAAGCCCCGUUUCUGAUUCUGCCAGGCAAGAAAGACCAGGGGAAGAGGAACUGCCAUAUAGCACCUUGGAAGGGGCCAACACCCAGCUCAAUGAGCUUUCAUCGACCGGUGGAUCUAGUUUGCUCCAGCAAUAUAAGGAGUCGGGUCUUAGCUCCAGCAGCUAUGAGCUCAGCCAGUACAUGUUGGAUCCAUCUGAUCAAUUCGACUCUACACCUUCGAAGACUUGGAGUCCUGUUCAGACAGAAGAUGCAUCAGUUGGUCCUGUGGAUUCCAUGAAGUUCUUCAUCCCUCACACACCUGUGUGCUUUGGACCAGGAGGCCAAUUGAUCGUGGUGUGCCCCAACCAUCCCGCUGAUGGGCAGACAGCACUUGUGGAAGUACACAGUUUGGAGGUUUUCCUUAAUGACACUGAGGAACAAGAGGAGCUAAGAGCUUUCUCAGGACCUCUGAUCAGGGAAGACUUGCACAAGGUGGAUGUGAUGCUGUUUUGCCAGCAGAAGGCAGCUUUGAGUUCCAAGACUGAGAGUCCAAGAGGUAGAGAUUUGGCCCUGCUCUGGAAGCUGCUCAUCCUUCUUUGUCGGCAGAAUGGAUCAAUGGUGGGGUCAGAUGUAGCUGAAUUGUUGAUGCAAGACUGCAAGAACCUAGAGAAGUAUAAAAGACAAGCCCCUGUAGCUAACCUGAUCAACUUGACAGAUGAUGAUUGGCCACUACCAAGCUCCGGGACACCCAACCUGCUUACUGGUGAGAUUCCUCCCAGUGUAGAGACACCCGCCCAGAUUAUCGAGAAGUUCACUAAACUUCUCUUCUAUGGAAGAAAGAAGGAAGCCCUGGAAUGGGCCAUGAGGAACCAUUUGUGGGGUCACGCACUCUUCCUGUCCAGCAAGAUGGACCCAAGGACUUACAGUUGGGUCAUGAGUGGCUUCAUUAGCUCUCUGGCUCUCAACGAUCCCCUUCAGACUCUCUUCCAGCUCAUGUCCGGGAGGAUCCCCCAGGCAGCCAUGUGCUGUGGGGACAAGCAGUGGGGAGACUGGAGGCCACAUCUGGCAGUAAUGCUAUCCAAUCAAGCUGGAGACCCUGAAUUGCAUCAGCGAGCCAUCAUUACCAUGGGUGACACUCUGGCUGGAAAAGGGCUAUUGGAAGCAGCUCACUUCUGCUACCUGAUGGCCCAUAUGCCUUUUGGUCACUACACUGUGAAGACAGACCACCUGGUUUUGCUGGGCAGUAGCCACAGUCAGGAGUUUUUGAAAUUUGCAAACACUGAAGCCAUCCAAAGAACGGAAAUCUUUGAAUACUGUCAGAUGUUGGGACGCCCCAAAUCCUUCAUCCCUUCUUUCCAGGUAUAUAAACUGCUUUAUGCUUCCCGACUGGCAGAUUAUGGUCUCACAUCCCAAGCCUUGCAUUACUGUGAGGGUAUCAGCUCAAUCCUCCUGAGCCAGACCGAGAGCAGCCACCCUGUGCUAUUAGCAGAACUCAUCAAGUUAUCAGAGCAACUGAAGCUGUCAGACCCUCUGCUUUUGGAAAGACGUCAUCGAGGGAAAGAGCAGGAGCCUGCAUGGUUAGUAAAGCUUCGAGAAAAACAAAGGGAACUUAAGUUUGUGAAAAAGGCAGAAGAAGACCUUGGUGAUCCUGAUUUCAUUUACACAGAUAUUUUAAAAGCCAGGCAGUCCACAGCAGAAAACACCCUUCUCCAAGAUCCCUAUCAGGGUCAGGGCUACUCAGAAGCCCUCAGCUAUCCCUCAUCCAUGCAGCUGCCACCUGAGGGAACAGGUCUGAGUCAGCCAGAUCUGCAGCAGCCCCCUCCCUUCCAGCUGGGCCUGAAUCCUGCUGGGGAAGGACCAGCACAUCCAGGAACAUCAGUACCUCUUUAUGCCAGACCAGAGACAACAAUGAUAGUAUCCUCGGUAAUAACACAGCCAGAGGAAGAACAGCAGACAUAUCUACCCCAUGAGGAUAUCCCAGAAUCCCAAAAAUCAUACCAGUAUCAGUAUCCUGAAAUUCAAAAGGCCCCAGUGGCUCCUGGAGUACAAGACAUUUCAGAGACUUCCACCACUUCUUUUGAUGGGGAAAAAGAAAAAUCCUCAGAUGAUGAUGAAAAGCAAACUGUCCAAGAUAAUGUAAAGAGCAAGAAGGAAUCAGAAAAGAAUACAAAGAGCUAUGGAUUUGGAUGGUUUGGCUGGUUUCGAUCAAAGCCUGCUAAGGUGCCUUUUGUGGAAGAGGAUUCCUCUGAUAGCCCCGACUCUGAGGAGACAUCAACCAAAGAUCAAUUUCCCUUGGCUAACACAACCCCUUCCACAUUAUCUACUCCUUUUUUUCUGCCUCACCCAGGUACUGACACUGUUUCCAGAGGUCCAGGUGAGGGUGAAAGAAGAGGAUCUACAAUUAAUACAAAUCUACCUGCAAUGGAGGGUACUCCCCACGUACAUGGUUUCAGUCCCAGUGGUCUACCUCCUCCUCCUCCCAUCUUAAGCAAUGCUGUCCCACUCUAUAAUCCAUCUCAGGUGCCUCAGCUCUCCAUGACUGCGAGCGUGAAUCGGCCAAAUCGCCUAGCUCAGCGGCGCUAUCCCACCCAGUCAUGACCAGAAUAAGUUAGAGCGUUCUUCUUGGACUUCAAGUUUUUCUCCCCCAUAGCCAGGAUACGAGGCAAGGGUGCUGCCUUUACAUCUGGCUUAUUUUCUUAACCUCCUAAUGCCUUGUUCUGCCUUCUUGGGAAGCGAUGGGAGUCCUUAUUACUGGAUCAUUAUCUCCACAAAAGACCCUGCAAGGCCAGGAGAGUGGUCUGGUUCAUUAUUUGUUGAACUGUUUUAGACAAAUGGCGGGGUAUUGCUCUAAAGGGUGUAUUUUUUUGUGUGUAAAAACAGACAAUUAGUGCACUGAAAACUCAGGAAAAUAAGGAUCCACAGAAUCCUUUUUUGGAAUUACUUAUAACACCACUUGACUGAGUUAGGGAAUUCACUAUGGGGAGAAAGAUGAGCAUGUUGGAGAAUAACUUUUUACCUAUACCUAAUUCCUAGGAGUAAGUUCUUAAGAUGUCAUGUGUUAGAGGCAGCUAGGUAAUACGCUGGAUACAACAUUAGGAGGAGCUGAGUUCAAAUCGGCCUCAGAUACUGAGCUGUGUGACUCUGGACAAGUCACUUAACCCUGAUUAUUUCCCCCCUCUAACCCCCGAAAAUAAAAAAGGUAUAAGGAAUACAGAACUAGUCCUGGAGUCAGGAGAAGCUGAAUUCAAAUCUGCCUCAGAUACUG